CUGUGGAAACUCAAAAACAAAAGACAAGCAUGGAGACGAUAGAAGAAUAGAGAGUAAGAGCAUGUAACACAAAAUCUCAAUGAAUCCUACACACUCAUUUCAAUCGCUGUUCAAUCUAAGAUUCAUAUUCGCCGGCGCCACCAUCGGAUACUGGAGGAGACCCUUCUCAGAUAUUGCAAGUACUACCACUUCAUACAAGCAUGAGCUCAUUCACCGCCUCAACACACAAACCUUGCAGGAGGCACGUGGCUUCUUCGACCAAAUCCCUUACCCUCACGUGACCCUUGCCACCAUCAUGAUUUCUGCCUACGCCUGCCACCACAUGCUCCCUGAAGCGCUCGACCUCUUCCGCAAGAUACCCUGUAAGGAUGUGGUUUCAUGGAACUCCAUCAUAAAGGGUUGUAUAUAUUGCGGCAAUUUCGCCGCUGCACGGAAACUGUUCGACGAAAUGCCACACCGAAAUGUCGUGACUUGGACCACCCUUGUUGAUGGGUUGUUACGUUUGGGAAGAGUCGAGGAUGCUGAGAGGUUGUUUUGGGCCAUGCCAAAUAGAGACGUGGCUGCCUGGAAUGCUAUGGUUCAUGGAUAUUGCAGUAAUGGCAGGGUGGAAGAUGCCAUGCGCUUGUUUUAUAGAAUGCCCUUGAAAGAUGUGAUUUCUUGGACUUCAAUGAUUGGUGGACUUGACCAGAAUGGGAAGAGUGACGAGGCUUUGGUUCUCUUUGAGAAGAUGGUGUGUUCUGGUGUUAAGCCUUCGGCUAAUACCCUGGUUUGCGGGUUGGCAGCUGCUGCUAAAGCGUGGGCUUUUCACGCUGGUGUUCAGAUUCAUAAUUGUGUGUUGAAGUUGGGUUAUUGUUGUUUUGAUGAAUUUGUAACAGCUUCACUUGUCACGUUUUAUGCAAGUUGCAAGCAAAUGGAGGCUGCAUGUAAUGUUUUUGAUGAGGUUGUUCAGAGGAAUGUGGUAGUUUGGACUGCUCUUGUGACAGGGUAUGGUUUGAAUGAUAGGCAUCAAGAGGCAUUAGAGGUCUUUGGGAAAAUGAUGAAAAUGAAUGUGGUUCCAAAUGAAUCUUCUUUCACAAGUGCUUUGAAUUCAUGUUCAACUAAGAUGGGUUUGGAAAGUAGUGUGUACGUGGGAGGUUCUCUAGUUGUCAUGUAUAGUAAAUGUGGCUAUAUUGGUGAUGCAAUCCUUGUUUUUAAAAGGAUUAGUGAGAAAAGUAUUGUAUCGUGGAACUCUAUUAUUGUCGGUUGUGCAGAGCAUGGAUGUGGCAUGUGGGCUCUUACACUCUUUAGACAAAUGCUGCAUGAGAUUGAUCCGGAUGAAAUCACCUUAACUGGUUUGCUCUCUGCAUGUAGCCGAUGUGGGAUGUUUCAAAAGGCGAAGUGUCUCUUCAGAUACUUUGGCCAGAAAAGAUCAAUUACACUGACAGUUGAGCACUAUGCAUGUAUGGUGGAUGUACUUGGCAGGUGCGGAGAGCUGGAUGAAGCAGAAGCACUGGUGACAAGCAUGCCUGUGAAAGCAAAUUCAAUGGUUUGGCUGAUCUUACUGAGUGCAUGCAGGAUGCAUUCUAAUUUACAUGUAGCUGAAAGAGCGGCGAGAAAGAUAUUUGAAAUGGAGCCCAAUUGCAGUGAUGCAUAUGUGUUGCUUUCUAACAUGUAUGCAGCUUCAAACCGAUGGGAUGAAGUAGAUGAGAUAAGGAGAACAAUGAAAGAUAACAGAGUUGUGAAACAACCCGGAUCCAGUUGGCUAACCUUAAACGGACUGAGGCAUGAAUUUCUUUCUGCAGAUAGGUCACGUCCUCUCACUGAGAAAAUUUAUCAAAAGCUGUACUGAUUAGGAGUCAAGUUAAAGGAACUAGAUUAUGUUCCUGAUCAACAAUUUGCUUUGCAUGAUAUUGAAGUUGAGAGAAAGGAAGAAAUACUGUCUUACCAUAGUGAACGGCUUGCAAUUGCAUUUCGGUUGCUUGGCACCCUCGAAGGCAGUACAAUAACUGUGAUGAAAAAUAUGCGAGUGUGUGGUUCUUGUCAUAAUGCAAUAAAGCUUAUGCAAAGAUGGUAGAUCAUAGCAAGAGAUACAAGCAGACUUCCUUACUUUAAAAAUGGCUUGCGCUCUUGUGGGGAUCAUUGGUAGAACAUAAGAUGAUAAGAUUACUCCUUUUAGAAAUUGACAUUCCUCCACAACUAUAAGAGGAUAUUUGUGCAUAAUCCAAUUGGUUUUACCUCUUGGGGGCAUUUUCCAAAGAAAAGAUCAACGCUUUCUUGAUCCUAACUGACUUGGGCUUUCCAAUGGACUCAUUAGCCCGCUAUCUUCCAGUAUUUAUUUGGUCAUCUUCUAUCUCUAGGUGAAAAGAAAUGUCAUACUUUAGAAGGUUUAUACAAUAUAAAG
Arachis duranensis is the source of this 2380-nucleotide messenger RNA. RefSeq names its product pentatricopeptide repeat-containing protein At5g46460, mitochondrial. NCBI's taxonomy places the organism in Eukaryota, Viridiplantae, Streptophyta, Magnoliopsida, Fabales, Fabaceae. Gene Ontology annotation, molecular function: zinc ion binding; RNA binding; protein binding. The record is from RefSeq and is a predicted model, not a curated record. Gene Ontology annotation, biological process: RNA modification.